GGGAAACCCCGAAGCCCCGCCCACAGGAAGUUAGUUCCUGGUUCAGGUAAAUCUCCAGGUGAGAUUUAGGGCGUUCUCUCGUCGUCGACGACUUUAUUUAAAAAUAAAGAAAAGAAACAAAUAAACAAACGCACCGUAAGGAUGAAGACAGAGGGCUCGAUGGAGAAUAGGCCGGAUAACACGGCGUUCACGCAGCAGCGGCUUCCCGCAUGGCAGCCCAUUCUGUCCGCCGGUAUAGUUAUCCCCGGCUUCACUCUCAUCGGCCUGGCCUUCAUCGGCAUCGGCGUAGCGCUCUUCGUCACCUCCCAAAACAUCAAAGUGCUGGAGAGAGAUUACACAGGCGUUACAGACGACUCCUCCUGUGGAAAGUGCAUGGACCCGACUAAAAAAGACUGCGUAUGCGAAGUGAAGUUCUCCUUCAGCGAGCUUUUCGAGGGCCCUGUAUUUUUCUACUACGGCCUCUCAAAUUACUAUCAGAACUACAGAACGUACGGAGUGUCCGUCGAUCCCUACCAACUAGUGGGAGACACGGCAUACUUUCUGUCUCCAGAUAGCAACUGCUCUCCGUAUCAGAACGAUUCCACCGGGACGCCAAUCGUCCCCUGCGGAUCCAUCGCCAACAGCAUGUUCACCGACUCCUUCACGCUGUACCAGAUCAUCAAUGGGCAGCAGUCGCUGGUUCCGUUUGACAGAAAAGGAAUCGCAUGGUGGACAGAUUACAACAUCAAAUACAGGAAUCCUGCUCCCGUCAAUGGUUCCUUGGCUCUAGCUUUUUCAGGUACUACAAAGCCCAUUAACUGGUCCAAGCCAGUGUACGAACUGGACCCGAAUGACUCGGCCAAUAACGGCUUCCUGAACCAGGAUUUCCUGGUGUGGAUGAGGCGUGCAGCACUUCCUAACUUCAGGAAGUUGUAUGGGCGAAUCAGAGAGGGAGCGUAUGCGAAUGGCUUACCUGCUGGCAACUAUACAUUACAGAUCAACUACAACUACCCUGUUCAGAGCUUUGGGGGCACGAAGAAAGUGGUGUUCUCUAACGUUUCCUGGAUGGGAGGAAAGAAUCAGUUCCUGGGCAUCGCAUACCUUGUGAUGGGUUCUCUCUGCAUUAUCAUGGCAAUAGUCAUGCUCAUCGUCUAUGCAAAAUACAAGUUUUCAGAUGACGAUGGCGCAUAAUGCCGUACGCCUGCAGUGUGAAAGGUUGUGAAUAGUCAUUUAGGCCUUUUGUUUUCAGUCUUUGAUUGAAGGAAAAAUGCUGCAUCAUAGUCUUGAUAUUUAACGUCAAAAGGAUCCAAGAAUGUUUAUUUGUUGAUGGUUUAAUCUUCUCUCAAAUUGUUUGUAUUGUUUUAUUGCCGCUAUUUUCACUACAUCACCUAAAAAUGGCAACUACCUUCUUGUAGCAGAACCAGCGGAAAUUCGUUUCCCUUGAUGACAUCGAUGCAGUGGCGAUGAUUCGAAUCAUUUUUCCUAUUUAACUUCAGUGUAACGGUGCUUGUGUGGUGCGCUUCACAGCCGCCAGCUACUUGCAGGAAUCACGAGUUUCACUUGAUAAACCAUGCCGAAUCCAAUUAGGCCAAAAAACCCCAAAUGAUUUUGUCUUUACAAGGUCAAUUUCAUAAAGCGACCACACUGAUUUUACAUCUGUGUUUUCGUUCCAGUGUUCCAAGUUAAAAGCCAUCGCAGUUUAAUGCUUUUAAAUGUAAUUUUGUUGUAUUAUUGCAACUUAUGAGUAAUUAAUUAUAUUUUAUAUACCUUUUUGUAUUAUAGGACUAUGGGAGAAAACGUUUCAUUUCCUUCUCAAAGCUUUUCUUUUUGUGACGUCAGGUAGCUGUUGAGGGGUUGCUGCACUUUGUGUUUUAUACAGUGUCUCAGGGUGUGUAUAUUUUGGGGUAAAUGUAAAAUGUUUGUAGAGAAAUAAAGCUGUGUAACUAUUGGGGAAAACAGGGAUUAUUUUCUUAUAAUACAAAAGUGCUUUAUUUUGUUAAUGCCAAUCAAUUGAAGUUAAAAGUGCACUAUGUGAGAUUUUGUGUGAUUUAAAAGCUUUAAAUUGCUUUGAUGAUACUGGACAUCUUUUCAUAAAUCGCUGCUUUAAAGUCAGAAAAAACACUAUAUGGACAAAAGUAUUGGGAUUUAUCAAGCCAUAUGUGGUUAGAAUUGGAAGCACACAAUUAUAUAGGAUAUCUGCAGAUAUUUCCCUUCACUUGAACUAGGAGACCGAAACUUGUUCCAGAAUGACAUUACCCCUGUGCACAAAGCCAUCGUCAUGACUAUAUGGCUCGAAGUGAAAGAACUCCUGCUAUUAAACCCUAAUAAACACCUUUGGGAUGGAUUGGAACACUUUA
This is a messenger RNA of Silurus meridionalis, 2336 nucleotides long. It is a transcript of the gene tmem30b, whose product is annotated as transmembrane protein 30B. The record is from RefSeq and is a predicted model, not a curated record. The transcript has 8 exons. Gene Ontology annotation, cellular component: Golgi apparatus; plasma membrane; endoplasmic reticulum. The coding region runs from base 142 to 1170 and encodes 342 amino acids. NCBI's taxonomy places the organism in Eukaryota, Metazoa, Chordata, Actinopteri, Siluriformes, Siluridae. Gene Ontology annotation, biological process: phospholipid translocation.